Messenger RNA from Sitodiplosis mosellana (orange wheat blossom midge), 3306 nucleotides. RefSeq names its product complex I assembly factor ACAD9, mitochondrial-like. Bases 1336 to 3246 code for a protein of 636 amino acids. The transcript is spliced from 5 exons. Gene Ontology annotation, molecular function: acyl-CoA dehydrogenase activity; flavin adenine dinucleotide binding. The record is from RefSeq and is a predicted model, not a curated record. NCBI's taxonomy places the organism in Eukaryota, Metazoa, Arthropoda, Insecta, Diptera, Cecidomyiidae.
UACACAUGAAUAUGUGUGUGAUUCGUUUCUCGCGAUUGAAAACUAAACGAAAGCCAAGAAAAUAUAAACUUGAAUAUAUGAGCAUACAUAGAGAGACCGAAGCGAUGUUCAUAUGAGUAGGGAACAAAAAAAAGUACAAAUAAACGACAUACAAAUCACUCAAAAAUUCGCCGUGUGUGAGAGAGUUCAGUACUAAAACAACAUUCAUGCACACACACACACACACACACGCACGCAACUCACACAUAUGCCGAACGAACACACAGGAUCUUUCUUUUCAAUUUCAUUUCAGUUUUAGUUCCAUCCGUACGUGUGCCUAUAUCAUUUCAUAUUGAGUUCAUGCCAUGAUUCGAUUUUUUUUCUUUUUUUUCUCUCGCUCACUGUUGUUUGUUUGAUAGUAUAGCGUACGUUUUUCUAUUAUGAGCAGCUCUUUGUCAAUUGUGCAUGAUGGUGAUGAGCCAACAUCGUAAUGGCGGCGCUACUUAAAAUAUCAAUUAUAAAUGCCCAACUUUGAUUUGAAUUAUUUAUACAAUGGCAAUCUUUGAAAUGAAUUCAACGAUUUUAAUGGAACCUCUCUUUUAAGCUCCAUGGCCAGUAUGAUGAUGAUGAGGUGGAUUUGUGUUAAAUUCGGGCGAAAAAUGCCAAUUAAAAACAAAAGAUUGCAAUGACGGCAAAGGGGGCCAUCGAUUUAAGGGAAAAUUACAUGUGUUCAUGUAGUUGUGUGUGAUCAAAAUUGAAUGAGAGUGAGAGAGAGUGGUACAGCCAUACAAAAACACCGCAUAGCAUUGAACGAUACACUGCUUCACUGUUGAUUAAAUGGAACUAUACACAAAUACACGGAUAAACGCACACAUCAAUAAAAUACAACUUAUUAGUACAAAUAUGACUAGUCAAAGUGUUGCCACACAUCACAAAUUCACAUGUCCAUUCAAAACAUAUUCGCUGGUGUUGAUUUCGCGUCGGAAGUACUAUUUUCAAAAAUGACCACCGCCAUGCAUUUGAUUGAGUGAUUUGAUCUGAGAAAAUGCAGUUUUCAUUUGAAAAACUUAUUAUUUUCCAUCAUUUUAUCCCCAAUGCAACUUCCAUGAGUCCAUUUGACUGAAAAAAAAAAUGACGGAUUUUCCCAUUCAGAAUCCAAUUUGCUGUUUCAUUUUCAAUAAUAAUUCGUUGACAUUUAGCUAUCAAAGCUAGCAUUUGAGUAGUGGUGAAAAACACACUGUGUGUAUGACAGUUGAACUGUCACUUUCUCAAAACUAAGGUUAUGCGAAUGUUUUCGCAAUUUUUGUGCUCAGAAUCAAAAUAAACGGACGAUUCUCGUGAUUUUAGUUGUUAACAAUGUUUAGAACGGGAGUGCUUCGAUUGAUUCGUACCGCAAACAUACGCUCGUAUCGUCCGAUUUCGACCAGUUUGUGGCGUACCAAUUCGCACAAUGAACGAAAACCAUUGCCAACAGUUGACGAUUUAUUCGGAAAGGAUCGACGACCGAUUGAACCGCUCGCCGAGGAUCCGAUCAUUGUGAAAAAGUUCUUUGUCAGUGAAGUGGAUAGGGAACAAAUGUUGUAUCCAGAAGUGAUAUCAAGAGAUGAACUGGAUGCAUUGAUCAAACUAAAUCAGAAUGUAUCUGACUACAUUGAGACAAGUAUUGAAUUUGAUGGCAAAGGCAUAAGUAAUUCAGUGCAUGAAGCAUUCAAACAAAUGGGAUUGUACGGUUACAAUGUGCCGCAAGAGUUUGGAGGCCGAGGAUAUAUUCAUACGCAAACGAUAAUGACUGGUGAAGCUGAAGGGCAAAAUAUCAAUGUUGCCAUUGCGUUGAACGCUCAUCGUUUGGUAUGCGAAGCAAUCAAUGAAUUUGCCACCAAUGAACAACGAUCCAAAUACUUACCAAAGCUAGCCAAAGGCGAAUCAGUUGCAACCACCGCUUUUCAAGAAUGGACCAGAGAAGAUAUCGUUGCCAAUAGAACAACGGCUGAAUACGAUGCUAAUAAACAACAAUGGCGUUUAAAUGGCACCAAAUCAUUUGUUGUCAAUGCAGCGAAAGCGAAUUUGUUCAUGGUUGCAGCAUUCGUGCCUCAAAGCCAAAAAACAGAUUCGCUGUCCAUUUUCUUAGUUGAUGCCAGCCUACCCGGCGUUUCAGUUCACAAGAAAGACAAUACAAUCGGACACACGGAUCUUUAUCAGGCUGAUGUUUCAUUUAAGGACAUUUACUUGACACCAGAUUCAAUGCUCUCAACACCCGGAUCGGGUCGUCACAUUGAACGAACCACAAUGUUUCUAUCGCGAUUACAACAAAGUGUUCUGAAUAUGGUGCAAAUGAAAGCGAUUGCUAAACACAUGCUCGACAUGGUCGAUUCAGUGGAACAACAGAAACGAAUCCUCAACCCCGAAGGUACAUCAUUCGAAGAUAGUUCACUGCGAUUGGAGGCAUCAAAAGGUAUAUCAAGUAUUUAUGCUGUUGAAAGUAUGCUCUAUAUGACUGCUGGAUUGAUGGAUCUGUACAAGAAUACCAACAUUGAGGUGGAAUCAGCCAUUCUUAAAACCUAUUCACAAGAUAAGCUACUCUCAAUGGCGAUGAGCUUGUCGAAUUUCAUCGACACACCGGCCACACUUGAAGAGCAUCCUCUGAAUCGGUUAAUCCGAGAUGCAGUGCAAUUGCAAACAUUUGGCGAGCCAAAGGAUAUUUUGAAACUAUACAUUGGUGUUGCGGGCAUUCAACAUAGUGGGGAUCGUCUCUUUGAUGACGUGAGAAAAAAGCGAAAUCCCUUCAUGAAUCCGGAGUAUGCGUUCCGUAGUUUUUGGAAGCAAGAAACAAUGGAAGAAUAUGAGUCAGAUUUAAAUUUGCAUGAGCACGUUGUAACGGAAUUCGAUCGACAUGCCGGUUGGUUGGAGGCAUCAAUACAGCGUCUUCGUAUCGGUGCAAAUAUCUUAAUGACAGCACAUGGUCGCAAUCUUUUCAACGAACAUCAUGAAAUUCAGCGGCUGGCUGAAACAGUCACAUACAUUUAUGCAUCGUUUGCAUGUUUGGUGCGUGCAAAUCGGUCGUGGAUCUUAAAAUUGCCCGAAGCUGAAAAUGAACGUGUGCUGGCUGGUUGCUGCUGUGAUACGAAUACAAAGUAUAUAAAAGAGCUCAUGGAACACAUUGAAUCCGGUCCAAUGGAUCCACUUGACAAACACUAUCAAACAGUAGCAAAAGAAUUAUUGAAAGCAAAAGCAUAUUUCCCCGUGCAUGCGUUGAGUCGUUUCUUGUAGAUUUAAUCAAUUUUGUUGAAACACUGAAGAAAAAUAAAUCUUAUCAAUUUUGGAAAGUAA